AUGCUCCUGGACAGAGGCGCAUCUGUCGCUGCGGCUGACCAGGAUGGCCAGACGCCCCUGCAUGAGGCGUCAUGGAAUGGACACACGGCCAUUGCACAGAUGCUCCUGGACAGAGGUGCAUCUGUCGCUGCGGCUGACCAGUUUGGCCGGACGCCCCUGCAUCUGGCGUCAGUGAAUGGACACACGGCCACUGCACAGAUGAUCCUGGACAGAGGCGCAUCUGUCGCUGCGGCUGACCAGGAUGGCCGGACGCCCCUGCAUCGGGCGUCAGUGAAUGGACACACGGCCACUGCACAGAUGCUCCUGGACAGAGGCGCAUCUGUCGCUGCGGCUGAAAAG
This is a messenger RNA of Ostreobium quekettii, 339 nucleotides long. The record is from the annotation of a GenBank genome assembly. Lineage: Eukaryota; Viridiplantae; Chlorophyta; Ulvophyceae; Bryopsidales; Ostreobiaceae.